Messenger RNA from Lymnaea stagnalis (great pond snail), 3263 nucleotides. The record is from the annotation of a GenBank genome assembly. Lineage: Eukaryota; Metazoa; Mollusca; Gastropoda; Lymnaeidae.
UGCCCCAACAGUAUAAUUACCCUAACAGGCUCAAACCAAGAAGUUUAUAAUUGAUACAACCGUACGUACCGGUACAUGAUAUUUUUUAGUCAUGACUCAUUAACUUUAAGCUUAUGAUAAACUUAUAUUUCGAGUUAUAUGGCGCACGAUUCGAUGUCUAAAAAUAAUGAACUUUCAUAGAAUAUAGAAUCUAAUAUUGCUUCUAGGUCGAUAUAUGCGAGAUCGUAUGCGACAGGAGUAAACAGUUAAAAAAAAAGGAUAGCGUUUCUCGUCACAAAGUAUUUUUAGAAGCUUUUGUAGCGUACCCUCUACCUGGGGUGGAAGUCUCAUUACCAUAUUAUAGCGUACCCUCUACCUGGGGAGGAAGUCUCAUUACCAUAUUAUAGCGUACCCUCUACCUGGGGUGGAAGUCUCAUUACCAUAUUAUAGCGUACCCUCUACCUGGGGUGGAAGUCUCAUUACCAUAUUAUAGCGUACCCUCUACCUGGGGUGGAAGUCUCAUUACCAUAUUAUAGCGUACCCUCUACCUGGGGUGGAAGUCUCAUUACCAUAUUAUAGCGUACCCUCUACCUGGGGUGGAAGUCUCAUUACCAUAUUAUAGCGUACCCUCUACGUGGGGUGGAAGUCUCAUUACCAUAUUAUAGCGUACCCUCUACCUGGGGUGGAAGUCUCAUUACCAUAUUAUAGCGUACCCUCUACCUGGGGAGGAAGUCUCAUUACCAUAUUAUAGCGUACCCUCUACCUGGGGCUCUACCUGGGGUGGAAGUCUCAUUACCAUAUUAUAGCGUACCCUCUACCUGGGGUGGAAGUCUCAUUACCAUAUUAUAGCCUACUCUCUACCUGGGGUGGAAGUCUGAUAACCCUUUUGUAGCCUACCCUCUACCUGGGGUGGAAAUCUGAUAACCCUUUUGUAGCCUACCCUCUACCUGGGGUGGAAAUCUGAUAACCCUAAAGCAGUGGUUCCCUCUGAACGGAGCGAAAUAUCACAACAUGUUUUAUAAUGUUAUUACCAUUAUCAAUUCAGUGUGAUAAGAUAUUCGGUCUCUUUUUGUUUUUUUUGUUGUUUUUUUUUGGGGGGGGGGGGAAGGGGGGGAAAGAACAACAACAGCAAACGAACAACGACAUUAUUUACAAUUGCACAAUGUAGACCUUCUCGUUAGAAAUGUGAUAAGAUAUUCGGUCUCUUUUUGUUUUUUUUGUUGUUUUUUUUUGGGGGGGGGUGGAAGGGGGGGAAAGAACAACAACAGCAAACGAACAACGACAUUAUUUACAAUUGCACAAUGUAGACCUUCUCGUUAGAAUUGGAUAUAAGGCACCUUUACAAAACGUGGAUUCAACAAGGACACCCAGAAAAAAUAAUUUGGCAACUACUGCGAUGUGCUUCAAUAAGUAAUAUUCAAUUAUUUAAAACAAAACAAUCAAGUAAGAUUUCAUAACGUUGCGUCUCUGUGUUAUUUACUUACUCCAUUUAAAAUUUAGAAGAGCUAAGACCAGAGAGAUAACACCAAUCAAACUUUGGUGACCUUAAUUUGGUAAUCAUUUCUCUUUAUUUUGAAAAGAGAAAAAAAAAGAAGAAAAAAAAAAGGGGGGGGGGAUCCAACAACAUUUGCUGACAAAUAAUUAAUCUAAAAAGAAAGCCUUCCUCUUGAAAUUGAAUAAAGUAUUACAUUUUUUUUUAAAAAUUCAUGUAAAGAUUUGAAAGAUUUUUUCAAUCGUUGCAAAAUUAUUUUCAAUCCAGAGUAAAAAAAAAUCAAAGAAAAGCAAAUGAAAUAAUUAUUGGCUUUUUCAACAAAGGUCUAUUCAUUAAGAAUUGACUUGGUGAAACUUUUCAUAAGAGGUUAGGAUGAUCGUGCGCUAAUCGACCCCACUAACUAAUCUCGUGGUAGACCCGAAGGCUUGGAACGGAGCUCUCUCUUUGUCAUCCCAUCUAGGAAGUACACCCAAUUACCAUUUUUUUUUUCCUCUUUGACAAAGAGUUCAUACGGAACUUUCUUAAAUCGCUUUCAUGUUGUACUUUCUUAACACAAAGUAAACUAUUUUUCUACCCACCUCCGCCACAUUUUUUCUCCACGCCUCUAAAAGCCACGAACGUUUUCUUUAUCCCCUUUGUUAAACAGUUAAACUAAGUAGAAUCGCAGUCCACCCAUAAAAUGUAGACAGUAAUACGUAUUGAUAAAAAAGAUUGCAGAGUAUUUCAUGUACAUACCUUACUGUUGUUCCAUAACUUCACAUACAUUUCCCCAGAUUUCUAUAAGUAUAAGGUAGACCACCUGAAGUCAAAAGGAACUUUUAAGGAUGAUGCUGUUCCACCAAACACCGAAACACUUGCACCUCAUUUCCAGGUCACUGUUGACGUUCAGGAGACUUUUGAUCUACCCCCGCUCACUUCUUCUGCCCCGACCACCACUCCACGGACAGGUCUCCAACGAGAAACCGCUGGCGUUUUUGAGCCGGGGCGUAGAACUCGUCGGCACAAACGGCACCCACGCGUCUCAGAGCAACAGCUCGCCGCCGCCAGAUUACCGAGACCUGGGCUUCUUGGUCUACAAGGGGAGAUUUGACCGCGCGAUUCGAUUUAUCAGAAUCGUGUUCUUCAUAAAUCUCGUCAAUCUCCUCCCGUUUCUCGCCUACGUCGCUUGGCAGGGUUGGGCCGCCGGGAAGCUCAGCCUCGGCUACCUCCAGCCGAUGGCCGCGCCCGUGCUGGUUUUGAGCGUGGUGCAGGCCACGCUGCACUACGCCACCAGGGGAUUCAUCGCGGAGCUGCACUUCAACCCCGAUACCGAGGUGUUCACCGCCACGGAGCUCACGUUCUUCACGCGGGAGCGCCAGUUCCGCUUCAAGGCCAAGGACGUUCGGACCAGGAGUUUCCCCGUAAUCGGUCCCGUACUCCUCUACAAGGGUCGAAUGUUUAUUUUCGGGAAAGCUCAGUUUCGUAGCGACGAUGUUUACAAUCACCUGAUGGGACUUUAAGGGCCAUCUGAUGGGGCUUUACGCCCACCUGAUGGGACUUUAACGGCCAACUGAUAGGGCUUUAACGGCCAUCUGAUGGGACUUCAAGGGCCAUCUGAUGGGAAUUUCACUGCAAUCAGAUGGGACUUUAACGGCCAUUGGUGGAACUUUAAAGGCCAUCUGAUGGAACUUUAAUGGCCAUUUUAUGGGACUUAAAUGGUCACCUGAUUAGGACUUUAACAUAAAACUGACUUUGAAAGACAGAAUUGUUUGCUGGAAUUCGUAAAAAAAAAAAUAUAGUUAAUAGAUUCGUC